AUGCUGAGAGCCAGGGGUGCUACUAGAGGCGUAUUCGCUCAUACUCGAACCCAUGCAACGCAGUUCGCUGGUGCAAGGAUAGGUUUGGCGAGAAAAGCAACAUUAGCAACAACGUCCAGACACAUCCGCAACGUCACCACGCUCGUGUCUUCCGAGACGCGUCCGCUCGUAUUCGAUGCACAAGAUUCGCCCUGUGCUGAACUCGAGCGCGAGCAUGCCCGCUUACUACGCGUCAUCAAGAAGAAGGCAGAGGAACGGGAUGAACUCCAAGCAGCGCUCACCGAAGACCAGUCUUCGCCGGAAGAUGUACCGAAACUCAAGCGCAUACGAGAGCUGGAGGGGCUAACCGAAGCUUGGCAAAAAUACCUGGAGAAACGCGAGUACCUCCGCGAGACUGCAAGAUUACUCACUGACCCUGAUGAGACGAUGCGGACGAUGGCGGCGGAGGAGCAAGAGGCGCUUCUCAGUUCGCUCAUGGAGGACCUCACGGAGACCUUUCCAGGGCUACUCGUACCCAAGUCUGAGACUGCGCAGAUGGGCGCAUUGAUAGAACUGAAGUCCGGCGUAGGAGGCUCGGAAAGUUCUCUCUUUCUGGCGGAGAUCAUGCGGAUGUAUAUGCGUCUUGCGGAGCGGAUGGCUUCUCCGGGCGGUAAGAGGUGGAAAGCAACACCGGUUGCCGUGAACGAGACGGAAAACGGUGGAGUGAAGGACGCAAUCGUGGAAGUCAAAGGCAAGCGAGGGAGCGUACGAUGCGUUGAGAUGGGAAAGCGGCGUACACAGGGUCCAGAGAGUGCCGGCUACGGAAGUGAGCGGCCGAGUACACACAAGUACCGUCGCGGUGCUGCUGACGAGGCCGACACAGUCCAGGAGGACGAUUUGUUCCGUAUGGAAGAUGUAAAAAUCGAGGUGAUGCGGUCGAGAGGAGCUGGCGGACAGCACGUUAACAAAACAGAAUCCGCUGUAAGGUUGACGCAUAUUCCGACGGGAAUCACCGUAUCUAUGCAGGACGAGCGUAGCCAACACCAGAAUAAGCGCCGCGCGUUUCAAGUGCUGCGUGGAAGGCUCAUGGAUCAAAAGCUGAUGCGCGAUAUGCAAGAGCGCAGGGCAACAAGGCGGCAUCUGGUCCAAACUAUGGACCGGUCAGAAAAGAUCAGGACGUAUAACUGGGCACAGGACCGCGUGACAGAUCACCGAAUCGGCCUCUCUAUCAAGAAUUUGCCGUCGGUCAUGGAUGGAGAUUCCCUGGAAGACUUCAUCGUCGCACUGAAGAAGAAUUAUCAGGAGGGCCUCAUGGAAGAUAUGUUAGAGGAUAUAUGA
This is a messenger RNA of Punctularia strigosozonata HHB-11173 SS5, 1317 nucleotides long. RefSeq names its product RF-1-domain-containing protein. The coding region runs from base 1 to 1317 and encodes 438 amino acids. The transcript is spliced from 9 exons. Gene Ontology annotation, biological process: translational termination. NCBI's taxonomy places the organism in Eukaryota, Fungi, Basidiomycota, Agaricomycetes, Corticiales, Punctulariaceae. Gene Ontology annotation, molecular function: translation release factor activity. The record is from RefSeq and is a predicted model, not a curated record.